This is a messenger RNA of Eriocheir sinensis (Chinese mitten crab), 1815 nucleotides long. RefSeq lists its product as uncharacterized. Lineage: Eukaryota; Metazoa; Arthropoda; Malacostraca; Decapoda; Varunidae. Bases 518 to 1624 code for a protein of 368 amino acids. Gene Ontology annotation, molecular function: nucleic acid binding. The record is from RefSeq and is a predicted model, not a curated record. The transcript has 2 exons.
UUUGUCGUUUAUGGCAUGUUACCACCUAAAGGGUGAUACACUGUCUGAUACUUUACAUACGACCGUAUCAUUACGAAUUUUAUUACUAACACAUGUGCAGGUUAUCACAUACUGUACAUUCCACAGCUUUUAGAACAUUGAUACCGAACUUGUACAUCUGCUGUGUGCCGUGAGGCUUUAUGGCCUUUAGGUAAUUUCACAUGUCUGACAUUUUGUGGCAAUCCCUACAUUUCCACAUUCCAGGGAGACCUGUGAGGUGCUGUAAUUCGAAAUCUAUUGUUAUUUGACAAUAUGAUCAUUUAGUAUUUUGUAUUCAAUUAUGUGUUAGCCAUACAUCCCUUGAUUUUCGGCACAUACUUCUGAAAUACCCUGUAUUUGAAUCGCCCUCUCACUCGUACCGUGAUCUCGAUGUGAAGCCCUAACUAUGUAAUCACCGCCUGAGCCGCGAUCGCUGAGCGAGGUGAAGUGGCGCCCAUGCCCUGACAGACGAUAGGUUAGCCGAGCAGAUGCUUCAGCGAUGGUUGGUCUAAGCUUUUGUCCUCGUGGGUGCAAGACUAAUUUCGCUGUAUACAACAAAGAGAGGAUCCGCAUGCGGAAUAUGAUAAGUCUGAACAGACCUCCCGAACGCGUUGCGUACGUCAUGGGGAUGACGCCUAAGGUGGUGGUGAAGCGCGGCAACACGUCUCGGCCUGAGACAGCGGCAGUACCCCCAGCACCGCCAGUCAUCGAUAACUUCACUGUGGGCACCAUUCGUCGCUUCGUUCACAGCAUGUUCGCUGCCAAGCAAUACUUCACGGUCGGCAAGCUGACGGAGAAUCUGAAGAGGGCUGGAAUCGUCUCAGAAUUUACCUCGGAGACGUCGGUGUGGCGACUCCUGCACAACAUGGGAUUCCGGUACAAGACUUCUCAGCGCAAGGUCUACGUAAGGAAGGAAUCCCUAGACAUCGUUUGCCGUCGGAUCAACGCUCUCUGGGCUCUGCAGCGCCACAGGGGAGAAGGGAGGGAGGUGGUAUACCUCGACGAGACAUGGUUCACCACCAGGAUGAACCACAGCAGGGAGUGGGUGGACACCACGCAGGCUGUCACCAGCGACAAUUAUAGUCGGCAGAUACCGCCUGGGAAAGGGGAACGAUUCGUGGUGGUCGCAGCUGGCACGGCCAGUGGCUUCGUAGAGGGCUCAUUCCUCUGCUACGCGGCCAAGAACACCAGCGGCGACUACCAUGGCGAGAUGAUGGCCGACCUGUUCCUCCGCUGGCUGACAACGCAGCUCCUCCCGUUGCUGACCGAGUCAUCGGUUCUGGUGCUGGACAACGCGCCUUACCACAGCAAGCUGACUGCGGAGAGUCGCUGUCUCACUACAGCGACCAAGAAAUCUGACCUAAUCAACUGGUUGGAGAAACGCAGACUCCCCGUCCCACCUGGCGCUACACGACCUAAGCUGCUGCUCAUCUGCCACCAAAACCGGCCAAAGCCCCAAUACACGGUGGGGCCACGAGGUCGUCCGUCUGCCACCUGCCCACCCAGAGCUCAAUGCCAUCGAGCAGGUGUGGAGGUGAAUGAAGCGCCACGUGCGUUCUUCGCUGCAACGCUUCACCAGGGUGGACCUGCAGACCAGAGUGGCUGAAGCCAGGCUUUGUGCCACCCAGGAGGUGUGAGCGGCUGCUGUGCGACGAUCCCGAGACUUCCAGGACGGGUACUGGACGUCGGACAAUAUUCACGAGCCUGUGGGACCCAAAAUUGUUGACCUCGCCAGCGAUGAGGAAGACACAGAAGACCUGUACCUUGAUAGUGAUGUUGAAUAAAAGUUAACGUGUG